Molecule: messenger RNA, 1761 nt
Organism: Echinococcus granulosus
Lineage: Eukaryota; Metazoa; Platyhelminthes; Cestoda; Cyclophyllidea; Taeniidae
Product: Signal peptide peptidase-like 2A
Exons: 13
Coding region: 1-1761 (586 amino acids)
Cellular component (GO): membrane
Molecular function (GO): aspartic endopeptidase activity, intramembrane cleaving
Source: RefSeq, a predicted model, not a curated record
AUGACUUCUGUCAUCAUUAAAUCAGAGAUAUCAAUCACCUCAUUUGCCGCCUCUGUGGGUAUUUGUGCAUCCACAUGGUGGCUUGAGGUAAUUCGGCUGCAGCGGAACCUGGAACGUCUGGACUGUCCAGCAGGUUUGAAGACACGUCCAAAGUGUAUAUUUAGUCGUGUUGUCUCAUCCGCACGUUCGAUAUCCGGCGCUACGGGGGAUCUGCGUCUCGAUCUUGGUUCCCAUCAGACUACUGAAGAUUUCUCACUACUCAUGCUGGAGGAUCGAACAGGCGUGUACAAGCUCUCCAAUGUGGUAAAUAUCAGCGUUAUCCUGGCCGUUACGGAGAAACUCGCCAUUGAGGUGGUCAAACCCAAUUUGUAUUUGGAGGAUCGCGUUUACUUCGUGCCAAGUGACGCCUUCAAGAAUCUUCUCAACAAACUGAACUCCGAAUCUUCUUCAGGGCUGGUGUUGGACUUCACUGAGGCCUCCCCGACCGGGGUAGGCUAUGGAAUUUUAGCCUUCGUUGUCCUUAAAAUUCUGAGUCUCACUAGCAUCACCAUCGCUGGGCUAAUUGACCUUAGAAACCAUGAAAAGCUCAUCUCGUUGGUGCAUAGGAUGCGUCCUGAUAAGUCAGUUCAUCCGUUUCUGAAAAUUGCUAUUCCGACUCUCCUCAUACUUUCCAGCGUUUCGGUCGUUCUUUUGGCCUAUUUCUUCUACGACAUAAUGGUGUACUUUUUCAUCUUCGUCUUUAUCUUUGCUGGCGCCUCUGCCAUGUCCUCCGUUACCACUACUCUCCUCUUCAUGAAAGUACCGGCCCUUGUGGGAUGGAUCAUGCAGGACAUAAUUGGUGUUUUUCUGGUCAUCCAAAUUCUCUCCGACAUUUCCAUCCUACUCUCUUUCAAGGCUAUCUGUAUCGGCUUCGCUGUCUUCGUGCUAUACGAUGUCUUCUUCGUCUUCAUAACUCCCUUUCUUGUUCGCUCUUUGAAAAUGACAGAGGUGGGGGCGUUAGGAACAAAACUAGCGGCGCCUUCAGGGAUCUUCAAUACGCAAGAGGUGUUGUCGCGUGGGCGUCGAAACAUCGCGGCGCCUGGUGACAGCAUUAUGGAAGCCGUAGCUACGGGCUCUGCGGGUUCCUCUGGUGAGCUGAUGCCCUUAGUCUUCAAGGUUUCCAUCACUGCCAUUACCGGUCGGCCAGGUGUGUGUCAGGGCGGUCUCGAUCAUGUACUCCUCGGCUUCGGCGAUGCUGUACUUCCAGGUGCUCUCUGUGUGUUCCUCGCCUUCUAUGAUGCUUGUUGGAAGCGGCGAGUCCCGUGGAACUUCUUGUCUUCGCUCCUAGGCUACAUCCUGGGCGGAGUGGUUGUCUCACUGGUUCUCUUUAUCACAAAGAUGGCGCAGCCUGCACUGCUCUACCUCUGUCCAUUCACCUUGGCGGUUACCGUUGUAAGCGCUUACAUGCGAGGCGGCGUCGUGGAAUUGCACAACCUCUGGACCACCAAUCUACCCGCUCCGUUACACGCCCUCAACGCCUCAGGGGAACAGUUAGGCGCCUCAAACAGCGUUGAUGGACCCCUGGUCUUACCAUCUGUAGUGAAAAUUGAUGGUGGUAGGGAUUGUGAAACCUAUCUGCUUGUUACGGUUGGUAAAGGUGGAGGUGGCGUUUUCUACUUCUCUACUGAAGUGUCAUUCUUCGGUGCCUCGGUUUUAGUCAAUCUUGAUACCCGUUUUGGUGUGCCAGUUAGGGACAGCGACGUUUGCCGCUAUGGUGGCUAA